This is a messenger RNA of Striga asiatica, 2493 nucleotides long. The record is from the annotation of a GenBank genome assembly. NCBI's taxonomy places the organism in Eukaryota, Viridiplantae, Streptophyta, Magnoliopsida, Lamiales, Orobanchaceae.
AAACAAACGAAGCCUAAAAGGAUAAGUGAAACCGCUCUAAUCAAUUAAACCCGCUUAAAAUCUACAAAGGGUUUCAAAUUCCUAGAGCAUUUCGAUUUCUCCACAUAACCUCCAGAAAAAUUGUCUUGCUGAUGGGGAAGGCCAAAAGGAACCAGGCCAUUGUCAUCUCGACCUCCGAUGACGAUGACAACAACGAUGCAGAUUUCUCCCUGGAAGCAGGUUACCGUUUUUCAGAAUCAGCUCCAAACAGGAAGAACACUAAAAGAGCUAAGAAGGUUCCGUCUGCGAGCUCUUGCCCGCGGCCUUUCCCACAGUCUCGUUCUAGUGGAUUUGAUGAGGUCCUUGCUGCUUCUCAAAACUAUCUUACCUGCAAAUCGCACAAGCAAAUACUUAACCAAUAUAAAGAGGUUUCUUUUGCCAAUCACUCCUUGCUGCUUUCAAAGAAACACUUACUUCCUAAGUCAGAUCCGCUUGUUCGAAAGUGUUUUCACUGUGCUUUAGAUCACAGAUACACCAUUCCUGUCAGACGUAUUUGUGAAGAAUUUGAUCAAGGACUUACGCAGUUCAAGGUAACAGCUGGUUUGAGUUGUAACAUGGAUAGGUGGGUGGAAAAGUAUAGGCCUAGUUGCUUGGAGGAGCUAGCUGUUCAUAAGAAGAAGGUUGAAGAAGUUAGAAUGUGGUUUGAGGAGAGACUAAGAAAUUCUGCAGGUAAUUCAGACAGCAAUGUAAUCAUUCUCUCUGGGCAAGCUGGGGUUGGAAAAUCUGCAACAAUCUAUGCUAUUGCACGCCAUCUUGGAGCGGAAGUGCAUGAAUGGAACACACCUACCCCCACGAUAUGGAAAGAGCAUCUGCAUAAUUCUAAUUCAGGGAUACGAUAUAUGUCAAAAUUGGAUGAAUUUGAAAGUUUUGUUGAAAGGAUCAGGAAAUACGGAUUAGUUUCCUCAUCCUCGACCAGGUUAUACGCAUCAUCAAUCAUACUCUUGAUUGAUGAUCUUCCUGUGGUACAUGGGAAGGUCUCUUAUGGAAGACUUCAGAGGUGCUUGCAACUUCUUGUGCAAUCAGUGCGUCUUCCUACAGCCAUAUUAAUCAACGACACGGACAGAUCUGAAUAUGCGGAGAGCCACAGCCGGUACUCAGAAGAACUCCAGCUAGCUCUACAAAAUGCUGGGGCUUGUAAGGUGUCGUUCAAUCCUAUCACAGUCAAUUCCAUCAAAAAGGUACUUAAGAGAAUAUGCAGAGAAGAAAAUUUUGAGGCUAGUGAUGAACAGAUUGAUAUUAUAGCAAAAGCCAGUGGAGGAGAUAUAAGACAUGGAAUUACAUCUUUACAGUACAUCUCACUAAAACCACAUCCUAGGAAGUAUUUAUCUGUUUCAAAGGGGGUUCCAGCUUAUCAGGAAAAGGAAGGGAGCUGGAGUGGUCAUUUGGAAGAUGGUGCCUCUCUGCCAUUUGGAAAAGAUGCUACUCUAUCUUUGUUUCAUGCAUUGGGAAAAUUUUUGCACAACAAGAGGGAGACUGAAUGUUUAGUUACAUCAGAUGGAGAUGCAUUUCCUCUUAAAGAGAAAUUCGUCAGACGUCCUCUAAAAAUGGAUGCUCCAGAGUUGGUGCUAUCUCAGGCACACGGGCAAGCGAGAUCUAUGGCAGAUUUUAUUCAUGAAAAUGUUUUAGACUUUGUGAAUGAGGAUGCAAUUGAGGAUGCGUGGGUAAUCGAGAGAUAUUUAAGUGACACUGACUUGCUUCUCGCCCCAUCUAGUGGAACUUUAUGUCGAGACUUUGAAGUUGAGAAUGUUAAACAAUCUAUUGCUGCUUCAGUUGCUGUGCGAGGAGUGUUGUUUGGGAAUUCUGAUCCACUGUCUUCUAGGUGGCAUGCUAUUCGCCGUCCAGUCCUCUGGCAGGUUGAGCAGUCACUAUGGCAUAAUAAGUUUCAAAUUCUAAGUCAACUGGGAGAUGGCCAUAUUGGUAUAAGACAAAGCAAUCAAUCAGUUUUCGCGACCGAGUUUAAACCGGCUCUCAGCUGGCUUGGAAAUAGAUUAUCUGACAAUACCGAAGCUCAUAAUGCCAGAAAGGAUGUUAAUAUCAAUGAAGAUGAAUGUCAUUACAUGAGUUUGGAUGAAAAAGAUAAUGACAUUGAUGAUGAUGAUGAUGAUAUCGAAGACUGGUAGUAGUAUCUAAUUGAUCUGGUGUCUGUUGUUUUGUUAAUAUAUAUGUAAAUAUAUGCUGCACCAUUGUGAUUCAUAAAUCCAUAUAACAUUAUUUUGACAAGUAACAAUAGCAGUAUUUGCACAUUUUGUCAGGAAAUUUGAAACAAGGGCAAUGUUUAGGUGCGUUUGGUGGAGGAGUUUAGUGUCAUUUUGCCAAUAUGUUGCUCGUAUGUUGACUGGGGGAUGAAGUUUCUGGUGAGGAUCAAUAUUGCUGCAUCUCAAAUUUUGUCAGAUUAUUUACAGGACAUUGCAUUCACCAACUUUGAUGACCAAGUCCAUAGAUAGACUCAUCCAG